UCUUUUAUCCAUUUCAUCUUCGGAGACCUCGCCCGAGAGAGAGAGAGAGAGAGGCGUUGAUUCAUGGAAGCAGUUGAAGACAUAGUGAUUGUUGGUGCUGGCAUAGCAGGUCUCACUACAGCUUUGGGACUACACAGGCUUGGCAUUAGAAGCUUGGUUUUGGAGUCGUCUCAUGGGUUGAGAGCCACGGGGUUCGCCCUCACAACAUGGACAAAUGCUUGGCGGGCCUUGGACGCAGUCGGCAUCGGCGAACCGCUCCGCCAACAGCACCACCGACUUCUUGGGUUGCAGACUGCUUCCACAAGUACUGGACUUCCUACAGCUGAGAGACAAUUUGACGUCACAGGGACACAACGAGGCCACGAAAUUCGUUGCUUGCGGAGGAGAGCCUUGUUGGAAACUCUUGCAAAUGAACUUCCUAGCGGCACUAUAAGGUAUUCAUCCAAGGUUGUGUCGAUUGAGGAAUCAUGCUACCUUAAGCUGGUCCAUCUUUCUGAUGGGUCAAUUCUCAAGGCAAAGGUGUUAAUUGGGUGUGAUGGAGUGCACUCAGAAGUGGCAAAAUGGCUAGGCUUCAAGAAGCCUGCUUUUGUUGGCCGGUCUUGCAUCAGGGGCUCUGUGCAUUACGAGCAUGGUCACAGUUUCGAGCCUAAGUCAUUUCGUUGCUUUGGUGAAGGAAUUAGAUCUGGUGUCAUCCCUUGCGAUGACAAGUCUAUUAUUUGGUUCUUCACUUUUUCUUCUUCCAGCAAGAAUGAAGAGAUGGAAGAGAGUCCGGCCAAGAUGAAGCAAUUUGUGCUGGGCAAGCUUGGAAAAAUACCAGACAACAUGAGAGCUGCUAUCGAGAAAACAGAACUGGAUGACUUUAUCCUGUCGCCGCUGAGAUUUCGACCCCCAUGGGAGAUUCUGCUGGGAAACAUAAGCAAAACUAAUGUCUGUGUAGCCGGAGAUGCAUUCCACCCCAUGACGCCGGACAUUGGCCAGGGAGGCUGCGCAGCUCUGGAAGAUGGCAUCGUCCUAGCGAGAUGCCUGGGGGAAGCCUUGAGGGACAAGCAAGGCAUGAGCAGUGAAAAAGAGUACAAGAGGAUUGAGAUGGGCUUGAAGAGUUAUGCCAAAGAGAGAAGAUGGAGAGCAUUUGAGCUCAUAAGCACGGCUUACAUGUUGGGCUACAUCCAACAGAGCAAUGGCAGGGUCUUGAACUUCUUGAGGGACAGAGUACUGGCCAGCUUCUUGGCUGGGCUGCCGCUGAAGAUGGCGAGUUACGAUUGCGGGAAGCUGAGAGCUUCCUGAACUACCCAGUUUGCUUACUUACCAAUGUGUUUUGCGCCGGUAUUAAUAUGGGCCGAUCUCAUCAUAUACCCAAUACUGAUAGGGGAGAUAGUUGUGUCGAGUCGUGAUUGGUUUGCUUCGCCUCCCAUGUAUCACAGGAAGGGUUCUUGUCUAUGCAGAGACAGGUUUGUGAAGUAUAGAAAGUCCCGUGAGGGCACUUUUACGUAUGGUUUCAGGUAUGUCAAGGAGUCUUUAUUAACAUAAAUAUCAUCAACUGCCAUUUAUAACUCAG
Molecule: messenger RNA, 1555 nt
Organism: Eucalyptus grandis
Lineage: Eukaryota; Viridiplantae; Streptophyta; Magnoliopsida; Myrtales; Myrtaceae
Product: monooxygenase 2
Exons: 6
Coding region: 64-1284 (406 amino acids)
Molecular function (GO): FAD binding
Source: RefSeq, a predicted model, not a curated record